This is a messenger RNA of Dracunculus medinensis (Guinea worm), 279 nucleotides long. NCBI's taxonomy places the organism in Eukaryota, Metazoa, Nematoda, Chromadorea, Rhabditida, Dracunculidae. The record is from the annotation of a GenBank genome assembly.
AAAAAGAUCUGUAAAUCUCUGCAAGCAGCUGGAUUUUGGGCUGAUUUCAUUGAUCCAUCGUCUGGAAGACCUUAUUUGGGACAAUAUACGAACGCAACAUUAAUGGAAACAGAUGAACGAUAUAACGAUCUUGGGUUCAUAGUCAAGGAUUUGGGAUGUUGCAAGGUUUUGGAACAUAUUUCAUGGGGUUCUAAGGUAUUUGUCGGGACGAUUUUCACUGAUGCUGCUAUGCAUACUCAAAUUGUGAAAAAUAUUGUUUCUGAAUUUGACGCCAACUGA